AUUAGAAUACUUUGAGAAUGUCAGCUUUUAUUAAGUUGCUCUUACUAAGCUAAGGAGUUUACCAGAAUGAAGGAUGUGUCAAGCUGAAUAGUUUGCAAAGGAGCUACUUCAGAUAUUUUAGACUAAAAGUCAGUAAACUUUGCUUAUGUAGCUGGCUCCAUUCAUUCUCUGAAGCCAGUCACUUCCUCUGUGGUGGCUGAUAAUUUAACAGCUUGAGAAGGUGGAGUGUCAGCACCUUUAGUACUAAACACAUUCCCAGGCAUAUCAGUAGCCUCUGUCCAUCACUCAUGCUGGAAGCUAUUUGGGAAAAGAGAAAUAGAGAAAGGGAAAUCAUGCAUCAUCAUCCCUACUGGAAAGUACAGAAGACUUUAUGCUGUUUUCAUCAUGUGGAUUCACUAGAGAAAUGACCACCUUUGAUCAACCAAGUAAAAUAAAAAACUUGUUUAUUUGCUGCCUGUGCCCACCACGGGUGCUAAGGUUCCGGACUUGCAGGCGCCCAAGGACAAGGAGGAAUCUGCUAGUGGGCACCGCAUGUGUGAUCUACCUAGGGUUCCUUGUCAGUCAAGUGGGUUAUGUUUUACCCCAGCACAAAGGAGGACACCAAAAGAUCGGUUCCAGAAGUCUCCAAGAUGCAGCCCAAACUCCUUUUUUGGGCAUCCCACUGGAUGGCACCCUGUCACCACCCAAAUUCCAGGAACCCCAGCUUGGUAGCAAUGGGACCUUGCCGCCACCCAAUGUAGUUUAUAUCACCCUGCGGUCCAAGCGCAGCAAGCCUGCCAAUAUCAGAGGCACCGUGAAGCCAAAGCGCAGGAAGAAACAUGCAACUCCUUUGUUCUAUGGGCAGCACUUUCCAAAAGCUGCUUUUAUGGAUCGGGCAGAAACCUUUGCCCAGCAGCUGGGGCCAGCUACACGUGUCACAGGUGCAAUGAGAGCAGCAAUAGCUCUGGAGACAAGAAAGCACCAACUGGAUGAAGACAGGCAUAAAGGAAUGACAAUCAGAGAAAUGGCUCACCAGAGAACUGAAGGGAUUUCUGGACCUAUAAAGGCACAGCCCCAGUCUGAGGAAAGCAACAUCAGGAUCUACAGUGAGAGCUCUCCCUCUUGGCUGAGCAAAGAUGACAUCCUAAACAUGCGCAUGCUGGCAGAUUCUCAGAUAGCGAGCAUCCAAGAGGUACCUUCUCACAAAGCAUUCCUGGUGGUAUUUGCAGGGGGUCCCAGCACCACAGGAACUGCUUGUAACCAGCGGCACUGUGGCAUCAUCAAAAGACCUUUCGACAUGAGCGAGGUGUUUGCCUUUCAUUUGGAUAGGAUCUUGGGGCUGAACAGGAGCUUACCUUCUGUAAGCAGGAGAUUGGACUUCUUCCAAGAUGGUCAAGCCUGUCCUGUUAUACUCUGGGAUUCCUCACUGAGUCCAACAGAUAAUAAUACCCAUUCUUCAGUGAGAUUAACCUGGGGGAAGUAUCAGCAGCUAUUGAAGCAGAAGUGCUGGCAGAAUGGUAAAGUUCCCAAAGCUGAGUGGGGCUGUACCGAAAUCCAUCAUCAUGAGUGGUCCAAGAUGGCACUUUUUGAUUUUCUUCUGCAGAUCUAUAAUCGAUUAGACAGAAACUGCUGUGGAUUCAAACCUCUCAAAGAGGAUUCCUGUGUGCAGCAAGGACUGAAGCUGAAAUGCGGUGAUCAGGAUUCUGUUGACCUGACACACAUAGUUCAGAGAAGGCAUGACCGAAGGCAUUUGGCUUUUAUAGACAAUAAGGGCUUCUUUGACAGAAAUGAGGACAAUCUUGACUUCAAAAUACUACAAGGAAUCAAUGAAUUCCCUGAAUCUGCAGUUUCAGUGCUGAGGAGCCAGCGUUUACGUGAGAAGUUGCUACAGUCUUUGUUCCUUGACAAAAUAUACUGGGAGAGCCAAGGAGGCAGAAAAGGAAUUGAAAAGCUUAUUGAUGUAAUAGAAAGGAGGUCCAAAAUUCUUCUUACUUAUAUAAAUGCACAUGGAGCCAAAGUAUUGCCCAUGAAUGAAUGAAGGAGUCUUGCUUCGAAUUGACAGUCUUUAAAAAAUUUUGUAUGAGGCAAAAACUGACAGUAAAAUUAAUUUAAUUCAUAGGCUUAUUUAAUUUUUUUCCAGUUUCAGGUUUAUUUUUAAAUAAGAACUCUUACAGGUUUAAAAGCAUUUAAAUGUCAGUUGCAGCUCAACACAGUGCAGUCAUUUCUAUGUCACCAGUGAAAUUAAAUGAAAAAUAAACAAAUGGUACAAUAAAUAAUGCAGUAAUUUGUAGGUACCAUGAAUAUUCCCUCUGUUAAACUGUCUGAAGAUUAGCAACAGGAUUUUCAGUACAUUAGGCUGGAUUACUCUUACUUCUCUCAUUCAAGUCAAUAAAACUUUUAUUACAAGUUUAAAUGGGAACAGAGAUUUGUAAGCACUUAAUACACUGAUGAAAACUACCAUCGCAUCUACCUGCUGAAAAAUAUCUAGUACAGGAAUUUGUCUUUUUGAUCAUGAAUACUAAAAUAGCAACAUUUCCAAAAGUUUAUUUUGGUUUAUUUUAUUUUGAUCUUUGGAAAUCCGAGAACUAAAUUCAGCUCUUUUACAUACUGAGGUAUUCACACAGGACACGAGGGAAAUUUAAAAACAGAGUGAGGAGAACAUGGCUUUAACAAUAAGAAUUCCUUUGACAAAUACAGUUUUUACCUGUCCAGUAUGGAGUACAAUUUGUCAUGAGACACUUGUUACAAUGUGUUACAACAUUUUCAAUGCUUGUUUUGAUGUGUGGGUGGAUGAUUGGAUAUUUUCUAUCUAUUGAUUAACUGUGCAUUACUCAUGGAAUUGUCCUUUUUUACCACUCACUUUUAAAAAGAAAUUCAGUUUUAGCUUGUGUGAAUAUGCUGCUAAAUAAGUGCACACAUUUUGUUUUUGCAGCAUUCUUGACAGUAUUUGUUUAGAAUAUUUUUGAAAAGCAGACCUACUAAGGAAGUGAAUGUUCACGAAGUCAGUACAGAAAACAUUUGUGCUGUGUGCUCAGCACCACCCAGCAGUUCAGGCUCUGGUUUUCCAUUAAGAUUGACCACUGCAGGGUAUGGAUUUGAGCUGACAAGUAUUCUUACAGGUAAGGUUGUUAGAGAAGGCUGGAUAAGCACUUCAUCUGUUCCAGUAAUAAAUUAACAACUGAUAUAUCUGUCAUAACAUACAUCUUCUACCUACCUGUUUAGAAAAGGCUCUUUUCAUCUUUCUGCAGAAAUAUCUAUAAUCUUCUUGCCAUGAGAUACUUUCAUAGCUACUCUUGUCUUUAUGUAUAGUAAAAAAUAUAGGGUGUAUAAGAUUUUAAAAUAUUUUUAAAAAUGCUUGUGUAAUGGUUUUGUUCCUUAUUAUGAGAAACUAAAAUGUUUCAUUUCAAUGUUAAUGUAGAUGGGUGAAUUUAAUGUUUUAAAUAACUGAAAUUUCAUUGCAGCUAAACCAGAUUUUCUUUCUUGGUAUCAGAAGAGCUUUUAAAAGUAAUUGCUUUACUAAAAGAAAUAAAUAUCAGUAUAGGCAGAAUUAAAGAUGUUUAGUAAAAUUUUAAGAGCUUGGCCAUCUAAAUAAUCUUUUAUUUUAUUCUGUCAGCAAAGGGCAGACACAUUUGUAAAAACUUCCUAUAACUUAACUUUUACUUUAAGAGUACAUGUUUUAAAGUGCCUUGGGCUUUUUAAUUGCACCAAAGAAGAAUUCUGUAGGAUUUUAAUAUUAUCCCAUUCUUAAAAUGUUUUAACUUAUUAGCCAGGUAAUUUCUGUCACAGAAACAAAAAUAUUACUGUAGCUUGCACUGUGCACAAAGCCUAGAGAAAGAAAUAAUUCUCUGGCUCCGUUUCAUGUGGAAUUCCUGUUGCCUCUCAGUAGUCCUGAAUUUAAGAGAUCCAAGUAGCCAUGGUGCCACGCAGUACUUUAAAAUGUGACCAAGUAUGAAAAGCAUUGUUGUAAAGAGCAGGACUUCUGGAAGGAAAUCCUGCAAAUGAAUGUUCUUAGGAAAUGAACGGUGUUUUUUGCUAGUUGUUUUUGGUGGCAGAGGCAUAUAGAUCAAAUUGCAAUUGGAGCUAAUCUGCAGGAUGAAGCAGUAUUUACAGUGAUGUAAAUUGUACACUGAAAGUACAAGGGGACAGGUGUAUCUCCCUGUGCUGUCCAGCAUGGACCAGACAGGCACAUAAAGACACUGUCUUCUCAGAACUGCUGCAGGGACAGGUGAGUCCAGAGCAAAUGGUGAAGGCAGACUGAGCUGUGCCAUUCCUGCACACAUUACACUUCACAAGGGUAAAAGAAUUUUUCCUUCCCUGAAACUCUACAUUUGAGUCUAGGGCAGGGCAUUCUGCAUCCUACUCUCACCUGACAAUGGGGCCUCAGCAUUAUGCUAUGGAGAGCUGGAGGCCUUGCUUUCUGUGCUAUGUUAACAUGACAUUUCUCAUGCAUACAAACACUCUUAAAAGUCUUGAAAGAAGUCAGGAGAGGCUUUGUGAGACUGCAGAGUGGGACUGGACUGUUAAUUGCUUCUGAUUCUCUAAUGUUGAUAACAAACUCCAGAAAAUGCAUUUCUCCAUAGUGUUUAUCCUGUUGCUGUAGAGCUUGGUUCUUGAAUCAGUAUUGUUAAUAAUACAAAGUAUGAUUGUGAUAGUGCUUAUAAGUACAUACUAGCCAAGUUCUAGGUUUGUUGUGUUUUUUUUUACUUUACAAAAGUGAAGAAUUCUAUACUUUUUGAGUGCAUUUGUAUAACUGCUCCAGUAAAAAAUACAGAAGAAGCACUUUGCAGAGCUUGUUAGUUUGCUGCUACUACAUUCAAGGUAUCUACUCCCCCUUCAGUGACAGGAGGAAAGCUUCUUGGGAAAUCAGUCCACUUCCUUUUAAAACAGCAUGACGCUGGACUGACAUUCCUGCACUGUAACAUAAGUAAUACUAGCCAAUAGGAAAAAUUCCAAAGAAGCUUUACUUUACCUAUGGUGGUGAUCGACAGAAAGCCAAGAAACUGCAUUUUAGUAAUCUUUGCCGGACUGUUUUCCAUUUAUGGGCAUAUGGGAUCCGACAGACAUUCAUAUUGCACAUUACUCGGAAGGGUGUAACCAAGGGCAACAAUCCAAAAGCUGGGGGUGGGAAAAGACGAUUAUGUCAUUCUUGAGUCUGCCUGAAAGACAGAACCACAUGAAAUGGAAUUACUAAGAAAGUCAAGAGAGAUUGCUGAUUUCGUAACAUUGGAAGACUGAGCUUAAAAUAAGUAGUACAGGCACAGAUGCCUUAAAAUUCCUCUGGAGUCUGCCAGAAGCUAAUAAACUUGAGUGUUUCAGAAGCUGAGGACAUGAAAACUUUUGUGAAGCACCGUGAGAGCAGUUUCCUUCUUUUUUGGGUGUGUGUAUUUUAUAAUACACUAUAUAGAAAAGCGAUAAAUUCCAUUAUUUCGAAAAAGCAAAUACAGAUUUAGGGCACAUGAAGGGACAAGCUUCCAGUGGUAAUUCUGGGAACACUUCUUUGCAUGUGUGUCUGCAAACAUGAACAUACAUGUGUAUGUAUAUAUAACUUGGCUUGUUUCUAUAAAAUGGUCAGUUUGGCUAGUAAGGAGUUGUUUAUACAAUUUGCUGUUUACAUGUAGAAUUGUAUUUGUGAGCAGUAAGUCCAGUUUUGAAUAUACACAAGUUGAAGUUUAAGCAAAACAUUAUUAUGGAUGAAACUUUUGUUCUCAAAGGAUUAACUCUCCUCUUGCUAACACAUCUCUAUAACCUUAAAAGAUUUUUGCUGUCAACUUAUUUGUCCUUUUAUUAAUAAAAGUUCAAGUGUUAUCACAAGUAAUGAAUUGUUUGAAUCUCUGCUGCUGUUGUCAUAUAAUGUCCAGGGAUAUACUAAAUAAAAUAAUAUCUUAAUCAGAUUUUCAGUUCAGAUCUCUAAGUUGCAGUAAUGAAACUGUAAUAUGUAUUAAUGUAAUAUGUGGAUCAUUAGUUACUGUUUAGAAAGAACUAUGGCCUUGAAACUGCUUCUUUGGAGAAACAAUCCAAUCCAGGUCAUGAAGCCCCUCCUGUGGAAAUAUUUUCUAGCUGUUGACUCAUGAAACUUGUAACUCCUACUAAGAUGAUUCUCUGUAGCUGUGGAGCUUCUGAUUACUGCAGCGUUAGUAUUUCCUGCCUUCUUUAGACAUUCUGACAAUGCCUAGUACACAAACCUUGAGCAGAA
Messenger RNA from Apus apus (common swift), 6172 nucleotides. RefSeq names its product golgi associated kinase 1B (gene GASK1B). The record is from RefSeq and is a predicted model, not a curated record. The transcript is spliced from 5 exons. The coding region runs from base 371 to 2017 and encodes 548 amino acids. Gene Ontology annotation, cellular component: Golgi apparatus. NCBI's taxonomy places the organism in Eukaryota, Metazoa, Chordata, Aves, Apodiformes, Apodidae.